Cataglyphis hispanica is the source of this 3681-nucleotide messenger RNA. RefSeq names its product ankyrin repeat domain-containing protein 27-like. Gene Ontology annotation, cellular component: transport vesicle; early endosome; tubular endosome. The record is from RefSeq and is a predicted model, not a curated record. Gene Ontology annotation, molecular function: guanyl-nucleotide exchange factor activity; SNARE binding. The transcript has 2 exons. NCBI's taxonomy places the organism in Eukaryota, Metazoa, Arthropoda, Insecta, Hymenoptera, Formicidae. The coding region runs from base 351 to 2999 and encodes 882 amino acids. Gene Ontology annotation, biological process: early endosome to late endosome transport; neuron projection morphogenesis.
UCGUUUAAUUCAAACCACAACCUGCCACAACCUGUCAUAUACUGUCAUAUUAUACUCUUCCAUUUAAACGCAUUUUUCGAAAAAAAAAAGAGCUUAUGAUAAGAUAUGUAUUCAAAUGAAAAUAUGAAUAAUCUUAAAAACAUCUAAUUUAAUAUAUAAAAAACAAUUAAACAUCGCGCACAAUGUCAAUUACCGAGAAGACGACGAAUUCCAGAUCAUUAUUACAAUUUCGUUGCAUCGGCUUUUAUCUGACGAUCAUUUCUACCAUAGACAUACGGUUACAGCAGCAAUACUUCAGGAAUUAGUAAAUUUAAAUAAUAUCGUGAUAUCAAUCUGACGGCUAUCGAAUUAUGAAUACGGAGUACGAUGAGGAUUUGGCGGAGAAUCGAUUUUUGCACGAGCUCAGGAAUGAAUAUAAAACUACAUUCCAACGGAUUGUCCAGGAAGGUUGGAUCAUCUGCGUUCCACGAACCGGGAGCUUCUCGAAUCGCGAAUUGCGGGAAGAUGAAGUUAACGCUCAUAUCCUGAUUCCCAAGCAGGACUUCUCCGCCGCUCGAUUCGACAGUCUGAAUGGUAGGGAAGUCCUGCUCGUGGACAGAGUCUUGACUGUCAAGUAUGAUGAUAGUGAACAAAAUUCCACACGUUUGCUUUUUGAAGAAAUCUUUUACAGCAAGGAUUUGCAUAAAUAUUGUAUAUGGUGUAUAGAACAACCCUUGGAUGCUAAUAUGUGUGUCUCAGACAAUUGUGUGAAUGUAAUCACAAGUUUCCAGGAAGCUGUACAUUUUCUCCAAGUGGAACUACUUGAUAAACAGCUCCACGAUAACUUUGAAACCAAAAUUAAAGAUUUCUUAUAUGUCAACAAAAAUUUAGAGCGCAAAUCAAUGCAAGUGCAAAGAGAUCUAGUACACGAAUUGUAUACAGAUUGUCUCAAAAUGUUAUUGGAAAACACAUCAUUAAAAGAGAAAGUCUCAGGUAGUAAGCAAUAUUAUUGGAACAUUAGAGUGUCGCUAGAAACAUAUAUUUUAUAUGCUUUAAGAGAAGUACUGCUAAGAUCAUUAUCUACUUGUACCGCUGUAGAAGAUGCAUACUUGAACAAGAUCAUCAGAAAUCUAGAUGGGAUCCUAUUGAGUGAUCUUCGAAUACGAUCAGACUUGGAACCUCGCGUCCGUGGAGGAAAGAUGGAAUUGUCGCGAUUAGAUUGCUAUGUAACCGUGUUGGGUAAAAUCGAGUGUCUCAGAAGAACUGUGAAUUACGUUUCGCGUGGAACGUCCAGCGUCUCAUCCGAUGAUCUUCUACCGAUACUUGUGUUUCUUGUCAUUAAUGUCGGUCUAUCGAACUGGAUGGCGCAAUUAUUCUUCAUGAGGCAAUUUCGUCUUUCCACAAACUCUGCUUACGAAGCGGACGAAACUUGUUUUCUGAUAACAUCGCUAGAGGCUGCGAUCGAGCACAUCAAGUCCGGAGUAAUUUGCGAAGGCGAGAAGUACGCAAUUAAUUCGAAUAAAAACAGUCAAUUGACAGAUAAAUCGGAUUGCUCGUCUGUCAAUUAUUUAUUUGCAUGUGUCAAGAACGGCAAUUUAUCCGAAGUGGAAAGAAUACUGACAUAUGAGAGAUCCAACCAGGACGAUGAAAUCUCGCUUUGCCAUCCUUUAUGCACUUGUGCGUCCUGCGAACGAAAUUGGACGAACCACCGAGAGCUAAAUGCGUGUCCUAGAGAUGACAGAGGUCUAACUUCGUUACACAUCGCGGUACUGUACGAUCAAAUAAUGAUUGUCGACUUUCUUCUUGACCGUGGUACAGAUGUAAAUAUUGCUGAUUCGGAUGGUCUAACGCCUCUUCAUUACGCUUGCAUCAAGGGCCACCAGAACAUUUUGCUGCUAAUGUUACACGCCAAUGCGGAUCCCACAGUGACGGACUCGCAAGGAAAUACACCGCUGCAUCUGGCUGUGGACCGCGGUCAUGAUAGCUGCGUGAAAGCGUUACUAUAUUUGUCAGAACAUAUGAAGGUGUCGAUUAACGCAAAUGCCAUCAACGACAACGGCGAUACACCGUUACAUCUUGCGGCCAGAUGGGCCUACCUUGCGAUUGUUGGUAUCCUCUUGGAGUACGGCGCAAACAGUAGAUUAACUAAUAGAAAGGGUCAAACACCGCUGACCAUUACGUACAGCGAGAGCAUCGCCGAGUUACUCAAGCGCUAUGCGAAUGACCUCCGCAACAAUAUUGCUUUGUCCCAGAAGAAACACGCAACCCUCACGCAAUCUCGGCAAUCAAUACCGUUUCAGGGACGUUGUUGGGCUACAUUCGACAACUUGCAAAGCUUGCCAACGUCGCAUCCCAAGAACUCUGCUAACGCACAGCAUCGUAUGAUGGACAAAUUACUUGCCGCCAUAAUUGACGGUGAUGUAUGCUUAGCAUGUUAUUACCUGGGAUUAGAGGUUUAUAGGAGCGAGCGGCUGCCGGGCUCUCGCGCGAGUCUAUGCCAUCAUCCGUUGUGCGAUUGCGAGUGUUGUUCGGCGCUCGGCGAGCGCAAAUUCCAGCGCGAGCGGAGGCAACGGGUUCUCGCGAUCAACGCUUGCAACAGUUUGGGCGAGACGGCAUUACAUGUGGCGAGUGCGACCGGUCGCGUUGAAAUGGUGCAGCUACUUCUGGAUGCCGGCGCGAACGUGAACGCGAUAACUAAAUCGGAGGGCCGCACUCCGUUACACCUAGCGUGUCUCAACGAUCGUGUUGACGCGGCAAAGCUAUUGCUCUACUGUGGAACCUGCGAUCUGGAUGCUAAGGAUCACAACGGCGAUACAUCGUUGCAUUUGGCGACCAUAGCCGGUAAUGUGAAACUCGUAGGUCUGUUAGUAAGAUACGGUGCAAAUACCAAUGUUCGCAAUGCCCAAAACAAGUCGCCGCUACGGCAGGCGGAGGAGCUGCAGCUAUCCGUUGUCUUCUCCACAAAUCAUGCCAGUAUACUAAAGAUUCUGAAACAAAAUACUCAGCCAGUUGGCGAUUAGUAUAAACCAUGCUGUUUUCUUAUACGUCUGUUUUAUUUAAAUAAUAAUUUAUUAUAAAUAAUUUAACUAACAUAUAUAUAGCACAAGCUGUCAUGUAUAUAAUGUUAUCCAAUACUGAGCAAUAUAUUAAUAUAAUAUAUAAUAUACAUAAAACUGACUGUGUGUACAAAAUGUAAUGUAACAGCGAAAGCGAUUGCGUCCGAUCCUCGAUAUGUAUAAUAAAAUGUCUGUAUAUUAUUAUUGUAUAAUAAUGAAAAUGACUGUGUGUGUGUGCGUGCGUGUGUGUGUGUGUGUGUGUAUGUGUGCAAAAUGUAAUUAACAGCGAAAGUGAUCAAUUCAUUUUUACCCACGAAUUAUUUUUAGUAUUUGUGAAUAAUUCUUUUUUAAUUUAGUGUUUAAUGCAUAUUACGUGUAUAAUGAAGAUAUCUUUAUUAUAUGUAUAUUUCAUUAGAUACACAGAAUGUCUUUAUUUUAUAUAUAUUUCUAUUGAUAUUCAAUAAGAGUUAAUGUACUUUUUAAGACUUUCUAGCGCUAUUUUCUAAAUAAUUUUAUUUUAUUAUUUGAUAAAACGUCGAUGAUAAAAUGCAAAAUGAAAAAAAAGUUAUGUAUAUAACGCUGUAUAUAUUUAUAAGAGAAUUGUGAUACUCUGUAAUAUAUUUUUUUGUAAUUUUUAAAAAUCUAA